GUCACAGCCAGGCAACCACCAGCACCUCUAUCUGCGCCACAUCUCUGACCAGUCCAUCACGCCUGUCAACGACACCAAACACUUCAUGGUGGGGGCCUACAAGGAACAUCGUGUGACGGGAUGCUCCGUACGCAUCAUCAGUAUCUUCAGACGAGACUCUGUCCAGCCUCUGUACUGUGUGUUCUACUGUGGGACUCACUGGGCUAAUGGAAUGAAGGCUGAAGUCCAGAUGCACUCUGACCACUUUGGUACCUGCAAUUUGCUAUUUGGUUUUAGCCCUGCACUGACACACCUGAAUCAACACCUGAAUUAAUGAAAUAAGGGGCUUGGUGAUUCGCUGAUUAGUUUGUUGAUUUAGAUUUCCCUAUACUGUAAUAUAUGUGUCCCUGUUCUGUAUUGGGAUAAAGGUUUCCCCUUCGUGACGACCGACGUCCUUUGUCCGAAUCUUCCCGACUGCAACCCGUCACACGUGACCCUCGCCACACAAGCUGACGCCAAGCUCGCUCAGAACCAAUCCUUCCUCCGCAUCCAGAACCUUGUGAAAAAGGAGGAAGAGGAGUUUCAGUUCAACUUCACUGUCUGUUGGUCCAAUUUAUUUGGUGAUUAUAACAACGUGCUUCAGGUCACCCAGACUCUGGAGAUGUACAAGUGGGUAUUGAUUGAGUGAUUGGUUAAUUGAUUGAUCAAUUGAUCAAUUGGUUGAUUAAUUGAUUGCUAUAUUGCAGGUUGUUGGGAGUGCAGCAUGUUGUGGUGUAUAACACCAGCUGUGGACCAGACCUGGAGAGACUGCUACAGAUUUAUACACAGGAGGGCUUUGUGGAGGUAGGAAUUGAUUGAUUUGAUGGAUGGAUAGAUAGAUAAGAUUAAUUAAUUGACUUAUUGAUUGACUGCAGGUGGUGCCCUGGCCUAUCGACCAACACAUGAGCCCGUCCCGUGGGUGGCAACCCAGUGAACAUGGAGGGGACAUCCACUACUACGGCCAGUUGACCACACUGAAUGACUGUGUCUACAGACAUAUGUAUCAGUCACGCUAUGUACUGCUGAACGACAUAGAUGAGAUUAUAACUCCAUACCAGCAUCAAACCCUGCCCCAGAUGAUGGAUGUACUUCAGAGGCAACACCCAAAGGUAGGGGGAGGACUCAGGGAAGUAGUGUGUAUGUGUGUUAAGGAAGAUCAUUAUGUGUGUGGUGUGCAUGUUAGGCUGUGUUUACACAGGCAUCCCAAUUCAGAUUAUUUGGCAUAUCUGAUUCAAAAUCCAAUAAUGUGUAAACAUUCAUGUUCUGGUCUUUGGUGUUUUGUUUUUGGUUUUUAAUAGUUUUUUGGGCCAAUCACAUCAAUCUUCUCACAUCAGAUAUUUUUUAGAACUGAACUGAUUGGUCAAAGACCAAUACUGAAAAUUCAUAACUGGGACAGCAUGUGUAAAUGACCACUUCUUUUGAAUUGAACCUCCUCUGUUAAGGAAUAGCCAUGGAUAGUCUAAUAGUUUUGUUCUGACCCACAUCCGUCUGUGGUUCCAUCCUAAGUUGAUAUGCACCAUUUGUAAGUCACUCUGGAUAAGAGCGUCUGCUAAAUGACUUAAAUGUAAAUGUACAUUAAUUUACUUCAAAGUGUUUCCUUUCAAAUGGUAUCAAGAAUAUGCAUAUCCUUGCUUCAGGUCCUGAGCUACAGGCAGUUAGAUUUUGGUAUGUCAUUUUAGGCGAAAAUUUUAAAAAAGGGUCCGAUCCUUAAGAGGUUAAACAGGCAGCCCAAUUCUGAAUUUUUGCCCAAUUAUGGGCAAAAGAGCUGACCUGAUUGGUCAAAAGACCAAUUUGUGGGGAAAAAGGAUCAGAAUUGGGUUGCCUGUGUAAACGCAGCCAGAGAGCAAGUGCGACUACGUUACAUUUACAUUUUAGUCAUUUAGCAGACACUCUUAUCCAGAGCGACUUACAGUUAGCACAUACAUUAUUUUAUCGAACCCACAACCCUGGCGUUGCAAACGCCAUGCUCUACCAACUGAGCUACAUCCCCUGCCGGCCAUUCCCUCCCCUACCCUGGACGACGCUGGGCCAAUUGUGCGCCGCCCCAUGGGUCUCCCGGUCGCGGCCGGCUACGACAGAGCCUGGAUUCGAACCAGGAUCUCUAGUGGCACAGCUAGCCUUAGACCACUGCGCCACUCGUUAUUAACUUUCCCUUCUCUUCAAAGGUCACCUCACUCUCCACCUACCGUCCCAGGUCUGGCUCAUGAUGGUGAAGAGGCGUAUGUUCCCUCUACUGAUAGCUUCUGCUCUGGUAGUCAUGGUCUUCGUCAUCUUCACAUUGUCCAGGUACCGUGAAGACUAUGCCGUACGAUCAAGAAAACAUAAUAAAAGUGGCAAAAGGAAAAAAAUUGUCUUGGACACACAUUUCUGCUGUAGAAAUACAACAUCUGUCCAUGAUUCCUCAGGUCACAGCCAGGCAACCACCAGCACCUCUAUCUGCGCCACAUCUCUGACCAGUCCAUCACGCCUGUCAACGACACCAAACACUUCAUGGUGGGGGCCUACAAGGAACAUCGUGUGACGGGAUGCUCCGUACGCAUCAUCAGUAUCUUCAGACGAGACUCUGUCCAGCCUCUGUACUGUGUGUUCUACUGUGGGACUCACUGGGCUAAUGGAAUGAAGGCUGAAGUCCAGAUGCACUCUGACCACUUUGGUACCUGCAAUUUGCUAUUUGGUUUUAGCCCUGCACUGACACACCUGAAUCAACACCUGAAUUAAUGAAAUAAGGGGCUUGGUGAUUCGCUGAUUAGUUUGUUGAUUUAGAUUUCCCUAUACUGUAAUAUAUGUGUCCCUGUUCUGUAUUGGGAUAAAGGUUUCCCCUUCGUGACGACCGACGUCCUUUGUCCGAAUCUUCCCGACUGCAACCCGUCACACGUGACCCUCGCCACACAAGCUGACGCCAAGCUCGCUCAGAACCAAUCCUUCCUCCGCAUCCAGAACCUUGUGAAAAAGGAGGAAGAGGAGUUUCAGUUCAACUUCACUGUCUGUUGGUCCAAUUUAUUUGGUGAUUAUAACAACGUGCUUCAGGUCACCCAGACUCUGGAGAUGUACAAGUGGGUAUUGAUUGAGUGAUUGGUUAAUUGAUUGAUCAAUUGAUCAAUUGGUUGAUUAAUUGAUUGCUAUAUUGCAGGUUGUUGGGAGUGCAGCAUGUUGUGGUGUAUAACACCAGCUGUGGACCAGACCUGGAGAGACUGCUACAGAUUUAUACACAGGAGGGCUUUGUGGAGGUAGGAAUUGAUUGAUUUGAUGGAUGGAUAGAUAGAUAAGAUUAAUUAAUUGACUUAUUGAUUGACUGCAGGUGGUGCCCUGGCCUAUCGACCAACACAUGAGCCCGUCCCGUGGGUGGCAACCCAGUGAACAUGGAGGGGACAUCCACUACUACGGCCAGUUGACCACACUGAAUGACUGUGUCUACAGACAUAUGUAUCAGUCACGCUAUGUACUGCUGAACGACAUAGAUGAGAUUAUAACUCCAUACCAGCAUCAAACCCUGCCCCAGAUGAUGGAUGUACUUCAGAGGCAACACCCAAAGGUAGGGGGAGGACUCAGGGAAGUAGUGUGUAUGUGUGUUAAGGAAGAUCAUUAUGUGUGUGGUGUGCAUGUUAGGCUGUGUUUACACAGGCAUCCCAAUUCAGAUUAUUUGGCAUAUCUGAUUCAAAUCCAAUAAUGUGUAAACAUUCAUGUCUGGUCUUUGGUGUUUUUGGUUUUUAAUAGUUUUUUGGGCCAAUCACAUCAGAUCUUCUCACAUCAGAUAUUUUUUAGAACUGAACUGAUUGGUCAAAAGACCAAUUACUGAAAAAAUAUCAUAAUUGGGCUGCAUGUGUAAAAGCAGCCAUGGAAUCUUAUCUUUUGAGUUCUGAUACCACAUCCGUCUGUGGUUCUCAUCCUCAGUCUGGAUAUUGAGAUCAGAAUUGUUGUGCUCUGAAGUGUUUGUUUUUGCACAUGACCUACCAUUACCAAGAUAACCACCCCAACAUUUAAAGAAACAGUGACAAGAAAUUUGACAUUUUAGUCAUUUAGCAUAAGCUGUUAUCCAGAGCGACAUACAAUUAGUGAGUGCAUACAUUUUUCAUACAUUGAAUGAGGAUUGUGUUUGUGUGCUAUUUCAUAUGCUACAUCAGUGUGAAUAUGCUAAUCUGAUAUGGGUCAAAACGCAAUAAAAGUGUGGAAAGUGAGAAAAAUAGAUUGGAUAUGAAGGAAAAAAAUCUGAAUUCAUUCUCUCUCUCUUUCGCCUUCUCUCACUCCACCCGCAUCUCCCCAGGCCGAAGUGUUCCUCAUAGAGAACCACAUCUUCCCUAAGUCCCAGUUUGAGCCCAGUGGAAGGUUUAAACGGCCCCGCUGGAGGAAUGUUCCAGGGAUCAACAUCAUGGAGCACAUCUACAGAGAGGAGCCAGACUAUCGCAUCGACCACCCCUCCAAGAUGAUAGUACGGCCCAGGUUAGAAUCUACCACUCCUCCAAGAUGAUAGUACAGCCCAGUUUAGAACCAACUUUUCUUUUUUCACCUUUAUUUAACCAGGUAAGCCAGUUGAGAACAAGUUCUCAUUUACAACUGCGACCUGGCCAAGAUAAAGCAAAGCAGUGCGAUAAAAACAACAACACAGAGUUACAUAUGGGGUAAACAAAACAUAAAGUCAAAAAUACAACAGAAAAUAUAUAUACAGUGUUUGCGAAUGUAGUAAGUUAUGGAGGUAAGGCAAUAAAUAGGCCAUAGUGCAAAAUAGUUACAAUUUCGUAUAAUACUGGAAUGAUAGAUGUGUAAAAGAUGAUGUGCAAAUAGAGAUACUGGGGUGCAAAUGAGCAAAAUAAAUAACAAUAUGGGGAUGAGGUAGUUGGGUGGGCUAAUUUCAGAGAGGCUGUGUACAGGUGCAGUGAUCGGUAAGCUGCUCUGACAACUGACGCUUAACGUUAGUGAGGGAGAUAAGAGUCUCCAGCUUCAGAGAUUUUUGCAGAUCGUUCCAGUCAUUGGCAGCAGAGAACUGGAAGGAAUGGUGGCCAAAGGAGGUGUUGGCUUUGGGGAUGACCAGUGAGAUAUACCUGCUGGAACGCAGACUACGGGUGGGUGUUGCUAUGGUGACCAGUGAGCUAAGAUAAGACGGGGGUUUGGCGACGAAUAUGUAGUGAGGGCCAGCCAACAAGAGCGUACAGGUCACAAAGGUGGGUAUUAUAUGGGGCUUUGGUGACAAAAUGGAUGGCACUGUGAUAGACUACAUCCAAUUUGCUGAGUAGGGUGUUGGAGGCUAUUUUGUAAAUGACAUCGCCGAAGUCAAAGAUCGGUAGGAUAGUCAGUUUUACGAGGAUACCAUAUUCGUCUAGGACUACCCCUCCAAGAUGAUAGUAUUGCCCAGAGUAGUAUACUAAGAAGCUAGCUAGAUACACUUAGGGUUUUCUAAAGCUAGUCAGCUUCAGGUAGGUUCACGUUCCAGCUCAGGCUUCAUCCCUAUUACGACGUUGGAUAUUGCUUGUCCGCCUGCCACUCACUCUAGCAGACUUGUAACUGUGCAUGCAUGUCACAGGUGGCUAGUCGAACACCGAACCCUUCAUUGAGACAGAGCUGACAUAAAUCCAUGGGCGAGUCAGUGCCACAUUUACAUUUUUCCCAAAAUCAACAUGAAAGAAAAGCUAUCUUGCAAAUUCAGCAGGUUAUGGUGUGAAAAAGGUCAUUAGAAGUGCGUGUGGUUAUCUCGAGUUGAACUCAGAGUUCGUAGUAUAGGUCUGUGGUUAGAAUCUACCACCCCUACAAGAUGAAAGUAUGACCUAGGUUAGAAUAGAAUAGGACCUCUGUCUAACAAACCCUUCUGUGUCUCUGACCCCAGGGCAGUGGAGCAGACGUCGGUCCACUCUGUCUAACAACCCUUCUGUGUCUCUGACUCCAGGGCAUUGGAGCAGACGUCGGUCCACCAUGUCUAACAACCCUUCUGUGUCUCUGACCCCAGGGCAGUGGAGCAGACGUCGGUCCACUCUAUCUAACAACCCUUCUGUGUCUCUGACCCCAGGGCAGUGGAGCAGACGUCGGUCCACCAUGUCUAACAACCCUUCUGUGUCUCUGACCCCAGGGCAGUGGAGCAGACGUCGGUCCACUCUGUCUAACAACCCUUCUGUGUCUCUGACCCCAGGGCAGUGGAGCAGACGUCGGUCCACUCUGUCUAACAACCCUUCUGUGUCUCUGACCCCAGGGCAGUGGAGCAGACGUCGGUCCACUCUGUCUAACAACCCUUCUGUGUCUCUGACCCCAGGGCAGUGGAGCAGACGUCGGUCCACUCUGUCUAACAACCCUUCUGUGUCUCUGACCCCAGGGCAGUGGAGCAGACGUCGGUCCACUCUGUCUAACAACCCCUCUGUGUCUCUGACCCCAGGGCAGUGGAGCAGACGUCGGUCCACUCUGUGCUGCGUAACUUCGGGCAGACAGUGAAGGUUCCUCCUAAUGUGUGUCAUAUCAUCCAUGUCAGAGUUCUCCUACGAGGAGGACUGACCAAGGAAGAGCUGCAUGAAGACAAGAGGGUCUGGGACUAUGAGAGACAACUAGUGCCUAAUGUUGAUAAAGCACUGGAGCAAGCAGGAAUACUAAUCUGAAGGAAGGAAGGAAGGAAGGAAG
Molecule: messenger RNA, 6612 nt
Organism: Coregonus sp. 'balchen'
Lineage: Eukaryota; Metazoa; Chordata; Actinopteri; Salmoniformes; Salmonidae
Source: the annotation of a GenBank genome assembly